Molecule: messenger RNA, 634 nt
Organism: Capsicum annuum
Lineage: Eukaryota; Viridiplantae; Streptophyta; Magnoliopsida; Solanales; Solanaceae
Product: monothiol glutaredoxin-S2-like
Exons: 1
Coding region: 107-415 (102 amino acids)
Source: RefSeq, a predicted model, not a curated record
UCAAAUUCAUCAUCACUUCAACAAUAACUGAUCAACUCACAUCAUCAAUUAUCACUCUUAAUUCCUCUUAUUGUAUUGUGUACAUCUUUUUUUGUCAACAAUUAUAAUGGAGUCAGUGAAGAAAAUGGUAGCAGAGAAGCCAGUGGUGAUGUUCAGCAAAAGCAAGUGUUGCAUGUGCCAUACUAUAAAGACACUCAUAUCAAGUUUUGGUGCUAACUUAACUGUAUAUGAAUUGGAUGAACUUCCCAAUGGCUUACAGGUGGAAAGAGCACUGCUGAUGCUAGGCCGAAGGCCUAGCGUGCCAGCAGUCUUCAUUGGACAAGAAUUAAUUGGGGGUGCUAACGAGAUCAUGAGCCUCCAUCUAGAGGGAAACCUUGUUCCUCUGCUCAUGAAAGCUAAAGCUCUUUGGCUAUAGAAUGUAUAUACAUUCUCUAUAACUUUUUUUUUUCUUGCUUUGGGUAUUUGGUAUUCGAAAUCUACUAGCACGAUUAAUCCAUGUCGAAUGUGCUGGUGAAACUACAAUCCACCAUGUAGAAAGUUCAUAUUGACACCCAGUGUAGUUUGCUUUUCUCAGUGUUUGUGGACUUGAGAGCAUCUUUUAUCAAACAUGCUCAAUGAAUACUCUGUUUUCUCA